AUGGAGUUGAGUUUCAAGUCUUCUUGCCAUGAAAACCCAAAAGCUGAUGCUGAGGUAGAAGAAAGCAUGCGCUUUGACAAGUCUCUUCAGGAGCUGAGAGAACUAAGGUCUCAGUUACACCAAGCUGCAGAUUACUGUGAAACUACAUUCUCCAAAACCAAAGAGAAGAGUGAUGUGGUGGAGAACACAAAAGAGUACAUAUGCAGGAGCAUGGUCACUGUUGUUGAUCAUCUUGGAAACGUCUCAGCCAAUCUUGAAGGCCUUAUUUCUCAGACAAACGCAUUUUCUGAAGCUGAGUUACGAAUCCAUUGCUUACAACAAAGACUUGUUUUGUGUGAACAAUAUGCUCGUACAGUUGCCCUAGAAAAAAUGCAAUUGAGUGAGAAUUUGCAUAGAUUCCAUUCGCGUUAUUUGUCACCAACACCUCCCCUUGAGAGAUCAAGCAGUAAAAAAGUAAUAAGAGAUAGUGAAAGUCGAGCUCCAUUAAAGAUAGAAGAUAACCACGUAUCGGAGACACGAGAGGAUUUGCCGCUUUUUAUGUGCACCCAUAUGCUUCCAGUUAAAAAUUUGAAGCCAACCACCACAGCUACACUUAAUGGGCAUAACAAUUUGGGCAUGGUGGCACCAGUUCGGGAGGAUUCGUCAUUCUUAACAAAAGUUCCAAAUCCUACUUUCCAUUUCCAAAGUACCCAGAAGGUUGGACGCCACAGAAGAUCCUCGUUUAGUAGUGACAUCUUAUGGCUCAUACGGCGUACAAAACGAACCCAAUGA
Abrus precatorius (Indian licorice) is the source of this 771-nucleotide messenger RNA. Its product is annotated as protein ABIL1-like. The coding region runs from base 1 to 771 and encodes 256 amino acids. The record is from RefSeq and is a predicted model, not a curated record. Lineage: Eukaryota; Viridiplantae; Streptophyta; Magnoliopsida; Fabales; Fabaceae. The transcript is spliced from 8 exons.